AUGGCCGAACACGUCUCCGUUUUGCGCACACCACCUGAAUGCUUCGAAAACAUGCCGGACUGGCCCUAUCAGCCACAUUACCUCCAACAUGGAAACCUCCGCAUGGCUUACGUGGACGAGAGGAACGCAGGCAGUGGCAACUCUGGGGACGAAGAAGAAGUCUUCCUCUGCAUCCACGGGCAACCAACCUGGUCUUACCUGUACCGACGCAUGAUACCCGUCUUUCUCAACCACUCCACACAACCGGGCGCUCGUCCCGCCCGCCGUGUCAUAGCACCGGACCUCUUCGGGUUCGGCCGCAGCGAUAAACCUACAGACGAGAGUCAGUACACUUUCAGUUUCCACCACACCGCCCUGCUGCACCUCAUCGAGACUCUCGACUUGUGCAAUAUCACAUUAGUGGUGCAAGACUGGGGCGGGAUUCUGGGCUUAACGCUCCCACUCGCCUUUCCGUGGCGUUUCAAACGGUUCAUCGUCAUGAACACUUCUUUGGCAACCGGCCUGCAGCCGCCUUCGAAAGGGUUUCUGGAAUGGAGGGCGUACAGCAAUCGCACGCCAGAUAUGAAUAUUGCCGCGCUGUUGAAACGGGGAUGUCCACAUCUAAGCCGGGCGGAAGCGGAGGCAUAUAAUGCUCCGUUUCCCAACAAGGACUAUAAGUCGGGCGUGCGACGUUUUCCCAAUCUCCUCAUCGUUGAUCCAAGCAUGGACGGUGCCGAGGUGUCGCAGAAGAGUGUGGAUAUGUACUCCACGUCGGAGCAGUGGAAGGGAGAAGAUGUCUUCAUGGCUUGUGGGAUGCGGGAUAUGGUCCUUGGCAGUUCCGCCAUGAAGAGUCUGUCGCGCAUGUGGAGGAAUGGGUGCCGCUACAUGGAGGUCCAGGAAGCAGGGCAUUUCGUCCAGUUAUGGGGAGAGGAGAUUGCGAGGAAAGCGAUCGAGGUAUUCGAGCGGAAGGAGGGUGUAGAGGGCGUCAGUACUGUCCAGCCGAGAGCCUCGCGGCUGUGA
Molecule: messenger RNA, 999 nt
Organism: Anthostomella pinea
Lineage: Eukaryota; Fungi; Ascomycota; Sordariomycetes; Xylariales; Xylariaceae
Source: the annotation of a GenBank genome assembly